Colletotrichum scovillei is the source of this 3120-nucleotide messenger RNA. Its product is annotated as GTPase-activating protein GYP7. The record is from RefSeq and is a predicted model, not a curated record. The transcript is spliced from 6 exons. Lineage: Eukaryota; Fungi; Ascomycota; Sordariomycetes; Glomerellales; Glomerellaceae. Gene Ontology annotation, molecular function: GTPase activator activity. Gene Ontology annotation, biological process: activation of GTPase activity. Bases 1 to 3120 code for a protein of 1039 amino acids.
AUGUCAUCUUGGUACUCGAGGAUCCUCACCAACACCACCUCUCAGAUCUCGAACCUGCAGAGUCGCUUGUUGCAGAGCGAAAAUGACGGCGACACUGAAGACGACACCCACGUCUGCAGAGUCCUGAGAGGCUAUUACACCGAGAAGGGCCGUCCGUUCCCAGGCUGGCUGCCGCCCGACCCAAAGGCACCACCCCCAGCAGCGCCCGUCUACGCCCAACCAGCCCAGCAAGUCGGCGCACGAUACGGAGGUCUGCAGCAGCAACAGCAAGCUGGUCCUACGACGGGCUUGAGCUCUCUGUGGGACAAUAACGGUGGCGCGCAACAGAGGCAGGACACGAUGAGCCUGCGACAAGGUCGCGGAGCUCCCCCACCGAUGCGAGGCGCCGAGCAGCAGCCCGCGCGUCUGAGCCCCUUUGCCCGAGCCGGAGACAAUGGACGCGAAGAAGUGCAGGCCCGACCUCUGCCCAGUCAGCGAGCGGGCAGCUAUCAGCAAAGUGCGGCGUAUGGAAGAGACACGACAAACACACCACCGGGUAGCUCAGCGGGCGGCUCAGCACAGGAUCGGCUUAAGCAGCGACUAUGGGGAGGUGCGAGAACAACCAGUCCGGCAUCCGGCGGCCAAGGACCAUUCCAACCACCGAUGGGCAGAGGCGGGAGCGGUGACUACGAAGACAGAUUUGCUCCCGGCGGCAUGUACGAUGGUAAUGGAGGCGGCGGUGGUGGAGACUCAGAUCCCCCGCCGUCCGCCAACGCUCCACCACCGACGCGACCUCGUUCGCCGUCGGGGAGCUUCUAUGCCCUCAGCGACGAUGAGGAAGGGGACUACAACACAAUCACGCAUACAGAAACAGGACGGGGCGUCAAGCUUCUCUUCUCUAAGAGCAAGGUCUAUGUUCACCCCACGCCAUCUGCGAAAGAUAAUAUCCCAGGCUACAUAGCCUUACUCCAGCAAAAGGGAGGCUCAAGCGAACGACCGACUUCCUCCUCAUCUCGAGACUCUCGCAGCCCACCUCCUUCCAACCUGCUCCUAGCAUGGCUCCCCGAAACAUCUCUCGGCGAAUCCGAGAGUAUUUACGUCAAGGUCGACCUCAGUGAAGGUGAAUCGCCGCCUAAGCAGUCGUACCUGGUACCCCCUCCGCCGACGGUCACAUCCCACAGAGGCUCUGUAGGCACAUAUGCUUUCGCCAUUCCGGUCAGCGCAAUAUACUCGCUUCUCGUGAGACCACCGAGUCUGGGUUGGUGGUUCGGCUCUCUAAUCAUCAACUCGAGAGCUGGUGACAGUUUUCCCGCGCUAUUUUUCCACGACAGCGAAUGUCAGAGCACCAUCCUAAAGAGGAAGAGGCGGACGAGGGACAGCUUCGACCCAUUCGGUGACCGGGGUGAGAUGUUUUGGGGCGGCGAUGAGGUUCUGCGAUGGUUGCGGCGCUACGUUCCGAUCGAGAGAUCCGGCGCCGAGCCCAACAUCUACUUGGUGGAGCCCUCGAAGGAGGACAGCGAGGCAUUCAGUGGUAAGCUCACGUCCAGUACGGCUCAGGCCGGCCAAAAAGAUGGUUCGGGGACUCGAGCCGGCGGCGCUGGCCCCAGUGGUGAUGCGCAGAUUCGACCCAUUCGAGAUCCGGCGCCGAGCCCAACAUCUACUGUAGUGGGAGCCCAUCUGAGGAGGACAGGGGCAUUCAGUGGUAAGCUCACGUCAAGUACAGCUCCAGGCCAGACUUUCAAGAAAAGCGCAAUCAGGAGUGCCGAACAAAGUGAGCGGGAUCGGAGCCAGAGGAUAUGGACUGCUAAGGAGGUCUUGGAGCUCGAGGACACCGAUGUUGGAGAGUUCGAGCUCCUAGACGGCAGUAGCACCAUGUCGUUGGAAGACAGAAGAAAGACGGUGACGCUGAAAGAAUGGAACACGUUCUUUGACCCACGAACCGGAAGGCUUUCAGUCACUGUUGACGAAGUCAAAGAACGGGUGUUUCACGGAGGACUGGACCCAGACGAUGGUGUGAGGAAAGAGGCAUGGCUCUUUAUUCUCGGGGUUCAUGACUGGUAUAGCACUGCCGAGGAGCGGAAAGCUCAUCUCGCGUCCCUACGAGACGAAUAUGUCAAGUUGAAGGGAGCAUGGUGGGAGAGGCUAGUAGACUUGGGAGGCGAGGGCGAACAGGGCGAGUGGUGGCGUGAGCAACGCGGUCGAAUCGAAAAGGAUGUUCACCGGACAGAUCGUAAUGUGCCCAUCUUCGCCGGAGAAGACAUUCCGCACCCCGAUCCCGACUCCCCCUUUUCUGAGGUCGGCACCAACGUCCACCUUGAGCAGAUGAAGGACAUGCUCCUGACGUACAACGAGUACAACAAGGAUCUCGGCUACGUGCAGGGCAUGUCUGAUCUCCUUGCUCCCAUCUACGCUGUCAUGCAGGACGAUGCCAUCGCCUUUUGGGGCUUCCAGCACUUCAUGGACCGCAUGGAGCGCAAUUUCUUACGAGAUCAGUCUGGCAUGCGAUCUCAGCUACUGACUCUUGAUCAUCUCGUUCAGUUCAUGGACCCCAAGCUUUACGCUCACCUGCAGUCUGCGGAUAGUACAAACUUUUUCUUCUUCUUCCGCAUGUUGCUCGUCUGGUAUAAACGGGAGUUCGAGUGGAUGGACGUAUUGCGUCUUUGGGAGACUCUGUGGACGGACUACUUGAGCAGCAGCUUCCACCUCUUUGUGGCCUUGGCCAUUUUGGAGAAGCACCGCGACGUCAUCAUGACCCACCUGCAGCAUUUUGAUGAGGUGCUCAAAUACGUCAACGAGCUUUCCAACACAAUGGAUCUUGACUCAACUCUAAUUCGCGCGGAGGCGCUAUUCCGUCGGUUCCACCGCCUGGUUGAGGCCGUCGAUAAGAAGGGCAAUUUUCCGGGACCGAGAAUCCGAGACCCGGGAUCUCCUUCGAAGUCGGCAUCUAAUGACAAAUCGCCACAGGAGAGCCAAAGCAAUGCAGGCCCAGCAUCGCCACGCAAGGACAAGAGCAAGGCAACUGAAGAGCCCGAGGUCAAGAAGAUCAUCACUCCCGAGUUGAGAGAGCUGCUUAGUCGGAAGGUCGUGAUCUUGCCGCGGAAAGAAGUAGCGAAGAAGGGCGACGGCCCCGGAAGGUCAUGA